Xiphias gladius (swordfish) is the source of this 2291-nucleotide messenger RNA. It is a transcript of the gene mllt3, whose product is annotated as MLLT3 super elongation complex subunit. Gene Ontology annotation, biological process: regulation of DNA-templated transcription. The transcript has 14 exons. Gene Ontology annotation, cellular component: super elongation complex. NCBI's taxonomy places the organism in Eukaryota, Metazoa, Chordata, Actinopteri, Istiophoriformes, Xiphiidae. The record is from RefSeq and is a predicted model, not a curated record. Bases 126 to 1925 code for a protein of 599 amino acids.
GAAAGUCUUGAGUCUCACUUCAGUCCCAGAGAGACCAUGUCCGUCGUCAUAGGGAAGCUGUACUCACCUCUGCUCUCAUUUAACACUAAUUCUCCAUGAAAUAACAGUAACGCGGGGCCUCAAGGAUGGCCAACUCGGGUGCUGUUCAGGUGAAACUAGAACUUGGUCACCGUGCUCAAGUCAGAAAGAAACCCACCGUGGAAGGCUUUACCCACGACUGGAUGGUGUUUGUCCGAGGACCAGAGCACAGCAACAUUCAGCACUUUGUGGAGAAAGUAGUUUUUCACCUGCACGAAAGCUUCCCUAAACCAAAAAGAGUGUGCAAGGACCCACCGUACAAAGUGGAGGAGUCUGGAUACGCUGGCUUCAUCUUGCCCAUUGAAGUUUACUUCAAAAACAAGGAAGAACCGAAGAAAGUUCGCUUUGACUACGACCUGUUCCUCCACCUGGAGGGCCACCCACCUGUCAAUCAUCUCCGCUGUGAGAAACUCACCUUCAACAACCCAACGGAGGAGUUUCGUAGAAAGCUACUGAAAGCCGGAGGGCAACGGGAUCCUCAUAAACGAAGUUCAGAAGACUCAAAAGUGAUGGUAAUGCAGGAGGGCUCAACAUCCCUGUUCGGCCAGCACCUGAAGCUGCCUACACUUCCCAACAGCUCGCUGACAUCCACCUUCUCCGACCCAAAGAAGAGCAAAAGCUUCCUUGGGUCAAAGGAUGGCUCCAAAGGAAGUGGAACUACCCUUCUCACCACUGCCACAACCACCAGCACCAACAGCAGCAGCUUCUCCAAACUCCAUAAACCCUCCAAGGACCACAAAGACAAGCCUCCAAAAGACUUAAAAGAGCCCAAAAGUGCCUUCAGAGACUCUGGCUGGGAACCCACCAAAGCCCCCAAAGAACCUUCAAGGAAACCCAAAGAGAACCAGCCACUUAGAGAUAUCAAUCCUAAAAUGGGCUUCAAGGAACCCAAGUCUUUGUCCAAGGAGCAUCGGACUGAGGGGAUCACCCACGGGUCAGGGCUAAACAAGCGUCUGUCCACCCCUGAUGGUGACGAUCAUGUUGCCAAAAAGCGUAAAAAGGGAUUUGUGGAUUCAUCUGGGAAGCAGAUGUCAGGUUCAGACGCUAAACAUUCAGAUAAGAAACUAUUGAAGGAUAGAUCGCAAAUGCGAACAAGUAAAUUACGACCAGAAGGUGACGAGGCUGAGCGCAGGAAGGUGUCAAUGCUUCCUCCAUUCCAAGAACUGGUGGAUCCCAAUGACUCUGAUAUGGAGGAUCAGUCCAUCAAAUCAGAUUCCGAACAGCCCAGUCCAGCCAGUUCCAGUUCCAGUUCAGGCUUUGCACCCACACACCACAAACGACAAGUGGUGGACUUCAUCAUCAGGAAAAGGGUGGCAAUUCCUGCCACCACCCACACAGUGCUGGGCCCGCUACAGUCAGUGAUGCAGGAUCUGCACUCAGAUGACAACGAUGAAGAUUCAGAAGAGGACGAUGACAAUGACAUCGACUCUGACAUGGAGCGACUGGCACACACACAUCUCACACACCACCAACGCAGGGUGAGUUUAAGUGAUGGCAGUGAGAGUGACAGUUCCUCGCAAUCACCCCCCUCCCGCAACGAGGCCCCACCCUUAUUAAAGACUACUAAUAACCAGAUACUGGAAGUGAAAAGUCCCACCAAGCAGAGCAAACAGGACAAGAACAAGAACAUAGAUUGUGACAAGGCUUACCUGGAUGAGCUGGUAGAGCUGCACAAAAGACUGAUGACACUAAGAGAAGGCCAUAUACUGCAACAGAUUGUGAACCUGAUUGAAGAGACUGGACACUUCCACAUCACAAACACUACUUUUGACUUCGACCUUUGCUCCUUGGAUAGAAGUACAGUAAGGAAACUCCAGAGUUACCUGGAAACCUCCGGACUGUCCUGAGGCUCUGAGCAGCUGGCUGCUGGAUCUCUGUCUCCACAUAGACUUUUGAUUUUUCUUGAAUAAACUUUGAUUGCAAUGCAAAAGCCCCACUGUGGCUGGGUCCAGUUGUGUGUCCAGCCUGCUGGUUGGACUGGGCUUUCUGAAUGAAGAGGUCGUCCCACUGCAGAAACCAGAGCCAGGGGUCGUGGGUAUGAGCCCUGUCGAUCAGGAGAUCACCCGGAAAGCCUUGAAAACUUCGCUUGAUUAAAGAAAUAGUGGGGAGUGGCUACCGUGUUGCUCUUAAUGAAUGUGCAUAUUGUUACCAUGUAUGUUUCUUGAUCUGUUGUUCAUUGUGACAAAUGCAUGGUCAACAUUGCCUUACAACAU